This is a messenger RNA of Quercus robur (English oak), 1480 nucleotides long. Its product is annotated as transcription initiation factor IIB-like. The record is from RefSeq and is a predicted model, not a curated record. Gene Ontology annotation, cellular component: nucleus; transcription preinitiation complex. Gene Ontology annotation, molecular function: TBP-class protein binding. The coding region runs from base 44 to 1015 and encodes 323 amino acids. NCBI's taxonomy places the organism in Eukaryota, Viridiplantae, Streptophyta, Magnoliopsida, Fagales, Fagaceae. Gene Ontology annotation, biological process: transcription preinitiation complex assembly; DNA-templated transcription initiation. The transcript has 7 exons.
GAAACAGAAGAAUAGAAAAAGACUUAUCCACUUGUGGAAGAUAAUGGCAUCGUCAGCAUCAUCAUUAUCGUCAGAGUGGUUAUGUCCAGAGUGCAAGCGAGCAACGGAGGUGGUGCUAGACCACUCAGCAGGCGACACCGUGUGCUCCGAGUGUGGCCUCGUUCUCGAGGCUCACUCCAUCGACGAGACCUCAGAGUGGCGCACCUUCACCAACGAGUCCGGUGACAGCGACCCCGUUCGCGUCGGUGGGCCCUCCAACCCUCUGCUUUCCGACGGCGGCCUCUCCACCGUGAUAUCUUCAAGACCCAAUAAUGCGAACGGUGGGAGUGACUUCUUGGGUUCGGGUUUGGGCCGGUGGCAGAGCCGUGGGUCUAACCCGGAUCACUCGCUUCUUCAGGCUUUUAAAGCCAUUGCCUCCAUGUCUGAGAGGUUGGGCCUUGUUGCAACAAUAAAGGAUCGAGCCAAUGAAAUAUAUAAGAAAGUAGAAGAUCAAAAACCUCUCCGAGGACGAAAUCAGGAUGCAAUUUUGGCUGCUUGCCUCUACAUUGCUUGUCGUCAAGAAGACAAGCCCCGCACUGUGAAAGAAAUUUGUUCUGUUGCUAAUGGAGCCACAAAGAAGGAAAUUGGUCGUGCAAAAGAGUUUAUUGUAAAACAACUGGAAGUAGAGAUGGGUCAGUCUAUGGAAAUGGGAACCAUACAUGCUGGGGAUUUUUUGAGACGUUUUUGUUCCCACCUUGGCAUGACUAAUCAAGCAGUAAAGGCUGCUCAAGAAGCUGUACAGAAAUCUGAAGAACUUGAUAUAAGGAGGAGCCCAAUAUCAGUAGCAGCAGCUGUAAUUUAUAUGAUAACUCAGCUAUCAGAUGACAAGAAGCUUCUCAAAGACAUAUCUCUUUCCACUGGAGUGGCUGAAGGGACCAUCAGGAAUUCCUACAAGGAUCUUUAUCCCUAUGCUGUAAGGCUAAUACCAAGUUGGUAUGCGAAGGAGGAAGAUCUUGGGAACCUCUGCAGCCCAUAAAAUAUUUUAACGACUGGUGCACUGAUUUGCAGCAUUUUUUGUUAGAUGCUGCUUCUGUUAUUUUGGACUUGGAAGAACUUCUAUUUCUAUCCUAGUUCACCUUUUUUGUUCCUUCUAAAUUGUCUGGAUUCUAACUUGUAUUUUUCAAUGAUGUGUAGUCUCAUUCAAAUUAGUGGCAAGCCAACAACCAAUAAACUGCUUUGUCUGUUGUGGCAAGAUUCCUCUAACCCUUGUUCAUUUUGUUUUGUUGGACUAUGGAGGGUCAGCAUGAAACACUGAUGUAGCAAGUUGGUGUGUGAAAGUAGUAUUGUUGGUGGAAGUUUAAAAGAGUGUGACAUUUGUAUCUAGAUCUUCUGUUCUUGUUAUUUGAUGGGUAGGGAAAAACUUAGAGCCUAACCGUUGUGUUAGUUUUCCUUUUGUUGUAAAUUAUGCAAUGCUGCAUAUCAUUGUACAAAUUUAUAGCCA